AUGGGCAACGAGAAGGACCAGAGUGCGGAGAGACGCCACCACAAUGUUCACAAUACCUGGGACGAUGAGGCGCUGUCGCCCAAUGAAUAUGCUCGUCACGAUCAACCUUCUUCUCCGUUCACUCACAGCGACAGUGCCCCUCCUUACGCAACACACCAGGACUAUCACUACUCCAUCAACUACCCAGCAACUGCCAAGAACCGCUUCCCGGCUGCUUCCCAAGGCAAUGUUGGAAGCGAUGCCCGUGUCGAGAUCGACUUCAACUCGAAAUGGGUGCAUAGUCUCUCGGUUCUUUCUGAAAAGACAAUCAACAGAGGAGAGAAAGAACGGCGAGAAAGCGUUAAUGUGCCGAAUGAAAAGACCAACUUGCAGUCCUCCUCAGCCUGGGCGACCAAGCUCAACAUCGUUAUCCACGUAGUCGGCAGCCGCGGUGACGUGCAGCCUUUCGUCGCCUUGGGCACGGAACUGCAGCGCUACGGCCACCGCGUGCGCCUCGCGACCCACGACGUCUUUGAGGACUUUGUGCGGAAAGCUGGCAUCGAGUUUUACCCCAUCGGUGGUGACCCUGCCGAGCUCAUGGCCUACAUGGUCAAAAACCCCGGUCUCCUCCCGAGUAUGGAGAGCCUCGCCGCAGGGGAGAUCCAGAAAAAGCGAUACAUGGUGGAGGAGAUGCUGGGAAAGUCUUGGGAGUCCUGCAUCAAACCUGACCGGUUGACGGGCGACCCGUUUGUCGCCGAUGCCAUCAUUGCCAACCCGCCUAGCUUUGCGCAUGUGCACUGCGCGCAGGCCCUCGGGAUCCCGGUGCACAUCAUGUUCACCAUGCCUUGGAGCAGUACCACGGCCUUUCCCCAUCCGCUGGUCAAUCUGAAGAACGUGGACGUCAAACCCGGCGUCGCCAACUACGUUUCCUAUUCUGUGGUCGAGUGGAUGACCUGGCAAGGCCUCGGGGACGUCAUCAACAAGUGGCGGAAAAGCAUAGACCUGGAAGAGGUCGCCAUGUUCGACGGUCCUCUACUGACUGAACGCCUCAAAAUCCCCUACACAUACUGCUGGUCACCCGCCCUCGUACCAAAGCCAGUCGACUGGCCUUCCCACAUUGAUGUAUGCGGAUUCUUUUUCCGAGACGCACCUGCCUAUACACCACCGGAUGACCUUGCGCGCUUCCUCCAUGCUGGCCCACCACCGGUGUACAUUGGAUUCGGCAGCAUUGUCCUUGAUGACCCCGACAAGGUUACAAGAAUAAUCUUAGAGGCUGUCGAAUCGACAGGCGCUCGUGCUAUCAUCUCCAAGGGAUGGGCUGAUCUGGCAGGCUCCGAAAACGAGAACAUAUACUGGAUAGGAGACUGUCCGCAUGAGUGGCUCUUUCAGCACGUAGCUGCUGUGGUCCACCAUGGUGGUGCCGGCACCACAGCCUGCGGAUUGAAGAAUGGCAAGCCCACUACUAUUGUGCCUUUCUUUGGAGACCAACCGUUCUGGGGGCAGAUGGUUGCGAAAGCAGGCGCAGGCCCGCUGCCCAUCCACCACAAGUCCUUGACGGCCAGGAAUCUCGCAGAAGCAAUCCGGUUCUGUCUCUCGAACGAAGCAGCGGCUGCCGCGGCCUCUAUCGCCACGCAAAUGCAAGCAGAAGUUGGCGUGCAAGCGGCUGCUCGGUCGUUCCACCAGCAGCUACCCCUCGAAAAGAUCCGAUGCGACCUAAUACCGACCGAGCCAGCCGUCUGGUCGUACACGAAGACCAAGCGACCUCUGAAGCUUUCCAAGUUGGCGGCGGAAAUGAUGCUCUCCGACUCUUCGAUCAACGUCAAGCAUCUCAAACCAUACGAGUCCAACACCCUGCACCUCGACGUGACAAGAUGGGAUCCAAUCAGCGGCGGCGCCUCGGCCGUCAUGGGCACCGCCGUCGACAUGACCGGGUCCAUCACGGGCAUGGUCACCAAGCCCGUGGACGAAUACAAGGCGCACCAGCACCGCAAGGAACAGGAGCGCAGGAGACUCGCAGCCGCCGCAAGCGACACGGCCAGCGUCAAGUCGGCAGCAACGGACCGCGGCGGCGCGUCGGCGGCAAAGUCCCCCUCCCUCGCGGGCAAGAUGGUCGGCGCCUCGGCGAAGAGCAUCGGCGGCAUCGCGCCCACGGCGCUGAAGGGCAUGGUGGUCGACAUCCCGCUCGCCCUGACGGAGGGACUGAGGGCCGUGCCGGGCCACUACGGCGACAGGCCGCGCGACAACGGCCAGGUCACGGGCUUCGUCUCCGGGGCGGCGGUCGCGGGCAAGACGUUUGCGUGGGGCUUCGCGGACGGGCUCAGCGACCUCGUCGUGCAGCCGUACAAGGGCGCGAGAGACGAGGGUGCCCUGGGUGCCGUCAAGGGCGUGGGCAAGGGCAUCGUGGGACUGACGACCAAGAGCGGCGCCGGCAUGUUUGGGCUGUUUGCGUACCCGAGCGCCGGCAUUGCCAAGAGUAUUCGAUCGGCCACGCGCGGGGGCACGAAGAGGGCGAUUGCGAAGGCGAGGCAAGAGGAGGGGAAAUGGCUGCUGCAGACGAGGGGGGAGCAGGGCCUGGCCGCCGAGGUCGCGGCGGCGUUCAGGCGGUGGUGA
Molecule: messenger RNA, 2589 nt
Organism: Verticillium dahliae VdLs.17
Lineage: Eukaryota; Fungi; Ascomycota; Sordariomycetes; Glomerellales; Plectosphaerellaceae
Product: UDP-glucose,sterol transferase
Exons: 7
Coding region: 1-2589 (862 amino acids)
Biological process (GO): carbohydrate metabolic process
Molecular function (GO): UDP-glycosyltransferase activity; hexosyltransferase activity
Source: RefSeq, a predicted model, not a curated record